AUGGCCCGCUUCGCGACCUCCGUCGUCGCGCGCCCCGUCAACGCUGCCGCCUCGUCCUCCCGUUUGCCAUCAACUGCCGCAUCGAGGAUACCGCCCCCUCACACGCGCCAGAUCGCACAGCCGACGGCGCCCAGGAGAGCGAUGCUGGCAGCACCGCCGCCCCCACUCUCAACGCCGACGCCUGUGACGCUGCCCAACAUCCUCUCGCAUUCGGACGUAUUCGGCCCCACGAUCGCACGCAAUGAGGAGCUGGCUCUGACUCGCGAGUGCAAGGACCGCGUUGGCGACGCCCUCAAGAGCGGCCGCGACCCGCUGGACGCCGGGAGCAUAUACCCGACCGAAGAUGCCGCGCUCGGGAGCUACUACCUCUUCUACUCUGGUGUGCGCCAGAACCUGCCAGAGAUCAAGCCCCUGGAGGACGUGCUCCCAAUCACCGACCCGGCACCCCGCACUCGUGUCGUGGAUAUUCCUGGCCAGGGCAAAGGCGUUCUGGCCUCUCGCUCUUUCCAGACCGGCGAGCUCGUCAUCGCCGAGCGCCCGUUGCUCGUCCAGCCCGCAGUCGACAUGUCUCUCAACCUCUCAGCCCGUAACGGCGGUUCUCAAACCGUCAACAUGCGUAACUGGUGCCUCUCGCAGCUCAUCCGCGAGAAGGUCCGCCCUCAGGACCGCGCGGCCAUGCAGUCCUUGCACAACGCGCACAGCUCAGACCCUGCGGACUUCGCCGGCAUCUUCAACACCAACGCAUUGACCAUCCCUCGGCUGCCGGGACACAACGCCCCGUACGGCGCGCUGUGCGCUCACCUGGCUCGCAUCAACCAUUCGUGCACGCCCAAUACGUACUGGCGCUGGGAUACGCGGACGUAUGCCGUUCAUCUGUAUGCGGCACGGCCAAUUGCGGAGGGCGAGCAACUCAGCAUCCCUUACGUGCCUUUGCUUGCUCCACAGGAGAAGCGCGCGGACCAGUUGCUCGACCGAUACAUCUUCCGCUGCACUUGCCCCUCUUGCACCGGAUCGCGGGCUGUUCGCGCCGCAUCGGACGCUCGUCGCGCAACGUUGAAGAACUUCGUCGACACCGCGCACAAGCACGCUGAGGGUCCGCUCAACGGUGUCAGCAGCAAGGCCGUCGCUCAAGCCGCGAAAGACGCUCAAGCGGAGCAGUACUUCUUCGCAGACGUGUGGAGCCCCAUCUUCCGUUAUGCGACGCGUUCGGCUCUCGCGCUCGGAGAUGCGCAAAGCGCAUCAAUGUGGGCGAAGCGCGCUGCCAAGCUCACCCGCGUCGUCACCGGCUCGGACGGCGGGUGGAUGAGCGUCGCGAUGGCUCCUCAGUCUAUGCCUGGCUGGGGCCGCAUGUCCGCUCCUGGCGCUGACGCCGUCGGUCUCGCGCGCGUUGUCGAGGCGAUGCAGGACUUGCAGUUCUGA
Peniophora sp. CBMAI 1063 is the source of this 1419-nucleotide messenger RNA. The record is from the annotation of a GenBank genome assembly. NCBI's taxonomy places the organism in Eukaryota, Fungi, Basidiomycota, Agaricomycetes, Russulales, Peniophoraceae.